UUCAAAUUUGUUUCCGUUUUCAUUCGGUACGCUAGACAUGGAGCGACCUCAUAACAGUGUGGCGAGGACUCCCCUCAACAGUGUUAUAGUUCAGAGGAGGAGCAAAAGCAAGAACUACCGGCAGUCAUACCGCAGUUGCUUGGGUGCUGCUUCGCGGUUCAGCUUAACUCCAGCGUUGACAGCACGGAGGCUCAACACCAGCAGAAGAGCUCCAAAGUCACAUAAUAUCACUGAGAAGGUGAAUCCAGAGCAUCUGGCCUUACUGUUGAAAAUGGAGUGGAAGCUGUCAUACGUUACUCCUCUGUAUCAGUUCAGACACACGCAGCUCAAGAGCUACUCCAGGCAGCUCUCAGCGUUUAUUGCUGCAGAGAAGCAGCAAGGCAUGGCGGUGGAAGUGGAGGGAUCACACAGCAGCUUCAGAGUGUCCUUCUCUGUGGUGCAGGGAAUGACGGAGACGGAUGAUGAUGCUGAGACUGUCCUCAUCCAGAUUCAUUCAAAGCCUUUGUUUGCCGGCCAGGAUGAACCUCAGAGGUCGGUAUGGAGCGGCUGGCUGACCUGCAUCAACGGCAACCCCGAUUACCUGCGCUCACUUCCGAAAGACUUCAUCUGUCUGCCGCUCUUCGGCAGCAGUGGGCCAGAGGGUCUCACUGCUCUGGUCAAAUCCUGGUUCCAGCAGAACUUUGACUGCUGCUUUGGGCCCCUGGAAAUCAGCCAUACCAGUCUACAAUGGCUGGUGGCAUUAUGGACUAACUGCCACACUGAAUCCAGCAUCCAGCACCUUAAAAUGAUUUGGACUCUUCCAGUUGUGCCACCACUGCAGAUCACCUACACAGUUAACCCCCAAGACGCCUGGGAGCUGUGGAGCAGUGUGAGAAAGGAUCGACAGGAGGAGAAUGAGGGACGGGAGCAGGUUGAAGAGGGAGGUAGUAUUGAUAUUGAGGAGGUGAUGAGGUUCAUGCAGGGGCUGAAGAGCCACUUCUACAGACACUUCAGGCUAGAUCUGUCAGCAGGAAGUCUGAAACAGGUCUCCACAGCAUUGGGUUCAGCCAAGGACAGCGGCAGGGUCAAGAUCUCCAACAGCAGAUACAUGAUCACCACCCUGACACUGCUGACAGAGUGUGCCCUCCUCAAAAUGCCCAUCUAAAGAAUAAAGACCUUAAAUAGCAGCAUUCAUUUGAACAACAGUUACUGCCUGGAAAGACUGGACAAGCAGCUUUGUGUUAAAAUCCCUUUUUUAUGUUAAACCUUUUCUUUUUAAAUAAAAGUGAACCUUUUUUAUUUCACAACAUGAAAUGGAAAUACAUUUUUCACAGUAAUACCUCUAAUGAAAGCCCCACAGAUUGAUAUUCUGGCCACAUUUUCCUUUCAUUUUCAGCACCAAUGAAAUACAGGUAAUCUUGUAGCAGUAAUUAUUAUUAUAACGUAUUAAGGAAAAAGUUCUUGUGUUCCAAGUUUGCCAUGUUUUAUACUUUGUCUGCUGUGCUGUCAGAUGUGCUUAGGUUCCACCCUUUCCUGUAAAUACUAUACUGUAUAUAUUCAUAUCUGUAAAUAACAAUAAACGACGACGCAGUGUGGUUAUUAACAACCUGACUAUCUGAAGUUAACAUGAGGCUACAACAUCCGAGUUAGACAAAUGAAGUGGAUAUUUUCCAAAGUUACAGUCCAGCAAGUGCAAAAAGAGGGAAUUUUGCCACUAUUCAUCCAUCGUCUUAUUGCAUCACAUGUUCAAACUGCCCCGAGACUUCUUGAGUCCUUGAGACAAAACGCCAAUGCGUUUCCAUCCAUGUAACAGGAGAGAAAUACAAUUUACUGAGCUUUGAGAAUUACAUUAUUUUCAAAUGGGACCCUGGUUUAUAAAAUUUAACUAAGGGCACAAUCAACUAGAAGCGACAUAAGACUUCCUACCCCGUUUAGCCCCUCACCCUCUCCCUGAGAA
Seriola dumerili (greater amberjack) is the source of this 1936-nucleotide messenger RNA. RefSeq names its product centromere protein L (gene cenpl). Lineage: Eukaryota; Metazoa; Chordata; Actinopteri; Carangiformes; Carangidae. The record is from RefSeq and is a predicted model, not a curated record. The transcript has 5 exons. The coding region runs from base 38 to 1144 and encodes 368 amino acids.